Molecule: messenger RNA, 369 nt
Organism: Eruca vesicaria subsp. sativa (arugula)
Lineage: Eukaryota; Viridiplantae; Streptophyta; Magnoliopsida; Brassicales; Brassicaceae
Source: the annotation of a GenBank genome assembly
AUGACUGCCUCUGAUGCUAUGCUCUUUCAAGCCACCUUCGACGAUCUCUGCCUUGAUAUGUCUUCUCAGUCAAUUGGUCAGUCCAGAAGCUCGUUUCCAGUCUCUUGUAAACACAAACCUAGAACUCACUUGGUAGAGUAUCCUAUUUUCCUUUUCAACUUGAGAGUUGCUGCAGCAAACGUUUUCCCAGGUGUUGAGAACAUGGGAGGGAUUCAUAAGGUGAAAACAGCACCAGCCAAUUGCACGGGUGAUGCGUCCACAAAAGCAAUGGAAGUUGAUGAACCAACACCACCAAGCUUUGGUGGCAAAGAGAAGAGCCGUAAACGCCUCCGUGAGUGGGUGUCAAGUUCAACAAACCUUCCCACUUAG